Messenger RNA from Dicentrarchus labrax (European seabass), 574 nucleotides. It is a transcript of the gene il20, whose product is annotated as interleukin 19 like. Bases 1 to 531 code for a protein of 176 amino acids. NCBI's taxonomy places the organism in Eukaryota, Metazoa, Chordata, Actinopteri, Moronidae. The record is from RefSeq and is a predicted model, not a curated record. The transcript has 5 exons.
AUGAAGAUGAUACUCAGCCGCUCUCUCUGCCUGGUCCUCCUGCUCAGCUGUCUGAGUGAACUCAUAGAAAGCCGAACUCUGCAUCUGGACAGCUGCUCUGUCAAUGUUCACACACACGAGCUGCGCAAAUAUUACUCUACCAUACGAUCAAAUGUGAUAGCAGGAGACACUGUGAUCGGAGUGAAAUUCCUGAAGAAAUCACUGAUUAAUCAUGUUCAGGACGGUCAGACGUGCUGUUUCGUGCGUCUUGUGCUACGUUUCUACGUUGAGAGAGUGUUCAGCAACUAUGCCUCUGCUCAGCCACAAGAUCAACGCUGCUCCAGCGCUUUGGCCAACGCUUUUGUCAGCAUCAGAAAGGAUAUACAUAAAUGUCACUGCCACUGUACAGAGGAGACACAGAGAACAGUUGACUCCCUACAUGCUGAGUUUAUCAAGCUAGAAAUAAAGGAGGCGGCACAGAAGGCAGUGGGAGAACUGGACACUGUGCUGGACUGGCUGGAGGGACUCACACAUGAUCAAACACACACAUGAUCAGACAGACGCUGAGCAAAAUCAACACUACAGUUAGGUGCAU